AUUUGGACAUGGUUGCAACCGUAAGCAAGAAAACCUUAUCCUUGUCACAUUUCAAUUGGAAAGCACCAACUCAACAAUGGUAGCCUCACUCAUUAUAUCUCCCUUUCACACCCAUUUCACUUCUCAACUCUGCAACUGUUAACCUUCCCUCAUUCUCCAUGGCUGCUGCUACACCUUCUGUUUCCUCUUCUACCUUCAAUACUAUCUGCAACCUCUCCUUGACUCACUUUUCCAUUUCACUCACCAGCAACUUCCCUCAAAGACCCAUAUCCCUGAAACCCCUCAAUCUCAACCUCAAGUCCCAAAGUUUCACUCUUUCCCCUCUUUCACUUCACCGUCUUCGUCCACAUUCCACUGCCUUCGAUGGAUUUGAAGUGUCUCAAGACAUCACAGUGUCCCAACAAGACGACCCAGAACCUGAAACAUUUGAUAAACCACAACAAGAGGAAGAGCAGAAGGUAUCGGAUUCAAACGAUGAUGGGAGGCUCUAUGUUGGAAACUUGCCUUAUUCAAUUACUUCUUCUCAAUUGUCUGAGCUCUUUGCUGAAGCUGGCACUGUGGUCUCUGUUCAGAUCGUGUAUGAUCGUGUAACUGAUAGGAGCAGAGGAUUUGCAUUUGUUACAAUGGGGAGUGUUGAUGAAGCUAAAGAAGCAAUUCGAAUGUUUGAUGGCUCUCAAGUUGGUGGUAGGACUGUUAAGGUAAACUUCCCAGAGGUGCCCAAAGGAGGUGAAAGGUUAGUAAUGGGGCCAAAAGUAAGGAACGACUACAAAGGCUUUGUAGACAGCCCUCAUAAGAUCUAUGCUGGAAACCUUGGCUGGGGACUAACCUCAAGGGAUCUUAGAGAUGCUUUUGUUGAACAGCCAGGCUUAUUGAGUGCCAAGAUCAUCUAUGAGAAGGACAGUGGAAGAUCCCGUGGUUAUGGCUUUGUAUCUUUCCAAACUGCUGAGGAUGCAGAGGCUGCUUUGAACGUUAUGAACGGUGUGGAGGUUCAAGGUCGACCCUUGCGAUUGAAUUUGGCUGCACCAAGGACGCCUUCAUCACCACCAGUGAUUGAGGAAAAUACAGGAAGUAAUGUUAAUAGCUCGGAACUGCUGUCUAGUGCCAGCACAUGAGCAAUAUGAUUCAUCAAAUUUUGCCCGUUAAAUGCUUAUCAUUCAGCUUUUCUCCUAAGGUUCAUCUUGUCUCGGUUCAUGGCAAUUACUAGUCAAACUGGGAUAAACUAGCUAGACUUUCAGGCAGUUGUGAGAUAUAUCUGUUACUGAACAAAUAUUGAACAUAUCUAUAAAGGCUCGGUGUUAAUUAUAUAAGUUGUUAUUGUGAAAGACAAGCUUUCAGAGUCUGAUGGACUAAUAAUAUAUUCAAG
Gastrolobium bilobum is the source of this 1363-nucleotide messenger RNA. Its product is annotated as 33 kDa ribonucleoprotein, chloroplastic. The record is from RefSeq and is a predicted model, not a curated record. Lineage: Eukaryota; Viridiplantae; Streptophyta; Magnoliopsida; Fabales; Fabaceae. The transcript has 4 exons. Gene Ontology annotation, molecular function: mRNA binding. The coding region runs from base 159 to 1112 and encodes 317 amino acids. Gene Ontology annotation, cellular component: cytosol.